Molecule: messenger RNA, 4918 nt
Organism: Solenopsis invicta (red fire ant)
Lineage: Eukaryota; Metazoa; Arthropoda; Insecta; Hymenoptera; Formicidae
Exons: 8
Coding region: 3660-4745 (361 amino acids)
Source: RefSeq, a predicted model, not a curated record
CCUGCACGACAACAUUAUACUCUUUUAUAUCUAAACAUGUUCUCCUACGAGCAAUAUCUAAAUAUAUAUUUCCGUUGCAGAUAAUAUGCAUGUACGUGUGUUUUUCCGCACUUUUAGAUUUUGACAUGUCACAUCGGAGCAGAAAAACAGCUUAACUAGCUGAAUUGUUCAACAACUCUGGUAAUCAGUUCUAUUGACGGUAGUUAAAGAUGAUUGCUUGAUAUAUUACUAGGAUUUUACGUAUAGGAACCCCUCGUAAAUCAUUACAUUGCAGAUUGCAAUUUGCAGUGAUACGGGACGCAAGUCGCGCAUGGUAACGUACUGAAUAAAGUAUGAACAAGGAAAAUGGAGAAUGUAGCGUCUUCUGUAUUGGUAAAAUCAGGAGGAUAAAAGCAAAUGUUUCUCAGAUAUGAAAAAAAAUCAAAAUUCAAAGAUUAGAUUGUCAACAUUGAAAGGUGAAGCGAUUGUAGGAUACGAUAAACGUAAUUCAGACAACAUGUUUUGGAUGAACUCUCUUAUCUCAGAUAUCAGACGUUUGCUUGAGUGUGAGUUAUUGUCAGAAGAUAGAAACCAAUCGUUCAAAUUUGUUCAAGUAACGAAGUUGAUGAUAAGCCGUGACAAUGCUCAUUUUUCUCAUUGCCGAAGAGAUCUCAAAAGAUUUGGAACUUUCUCUCAGCUCUUUUGUUUUAAAUCAAAGAUUUGCUGUUGAAAUUUUUCGAACACAACGAACAUCCUCUUUGGUUUUAUACGUAUCUCGUCGUAAGUUGGUAUUUAAAUUGUUUACCACUGAAGAAAAUCUGAGAAAAGUGACUCGAAAUAUUUAGCAAUCGUUAUUAACGUUAUUUACGUACUUGUCAAUAUUUGCGAUCUGAAUCUUUACUGGCUAGUCUAUGGAGAGAAACACAAGAAUAUUCAUCAUCAAAUGUUUAUUGUUAAUUAAAUAUUACCAAAUUAAUCCUUCUAUUUUAACUUGGAAACAAUUUUCUUUGCAGAAACGUGAGAGAGAGAGGAUUCAGUAGUUUUGAAACGUGCAAAGCUGUGUUUUCUGCAAAAUCGAUUUAAAAUUAGCAUUAGCCAAGGUCACGACGAAAGUAAAUACUCUUUCUUAGUUCUGCGCUAUUUAACAUUCCGAAUAAGAUAAAGACCGGAUACAUUGAAAGAUCAGCGCUCUAAACUACAGAUACUGUGUCAAGAGUAUAUCUGUCAACGAUGAAAAGUUCUUGCGCUGAGAGAGUUAAAAAUAUACGUUCCUCUUUCGUAAAUACGUUAAUUUCUUUGUUGCUUCGCAGAGAGGGAUUUAAGGUUCGCGGGCCGAACGGCGAAGCCAGCUGGAGCCGACAUGAAUUUAUCGAUUUUGCCACGGUCCACGCAGCAUCCGCGGUAGAGCGGCAUGCUCCCGCGUAUAGAUUCUCGUCACCCAUUAUGCGAACUACACGAAGCUGACGAGAAGGCACGAAGUAGUAUAAAUACCGUUCAGCAGCUGCCGGAGUGAGGUCCGCCCGCUCAACGCACGGUGGUACUUGUUAACGAGCAUUUCCGUCCGAGACGAGAGAGCACGGUUGCGAGGGCUACUCUGCAGCAACGUCGUCUCUGCCGAAGGGAUGGAGCCGUACUGCUCGCUGAUACGCGCUGAUAGCGUUCACCCAGUGAAAAAGAGCCGAGAGUCUCGUGGGGGCGCGAGUUGCUCGAGCGGCCGCUUCUGCUCAGAGAAAGAGAGAGGGAGAGAAAGAGAGAGAGAGAGAGAGAGAGAGAUAGGUAGAUACUCCUCUCGUAUAAUAUCGCCGCUCCUCGUCGUAGGGAUUUACGAUCGGUCUAAUUUCAGACCGCCGAAUAUCACGAGUAUCAAUAUUCCAUCCGAUAUCGCGCGGAAAAAAAAAAGAGAAUUUCAGCACGUAUACUUACCUGGUAGAGCCGCGAUCCGUGAAAGGUAUAUCGAAGGUGAAAAAGGAAAAAGGAAAGGAACGUCGGUCUUUUUUCGCGAUGCUCCGACUGCGAAAGCAGUCGCUGAUUAAUGCGAGGUAUCAAAUUGUCCUUGCUUGCACAACCGUCUGUCCGUGUAUCUGUCUCGAUCGUCAAACGAAUACCGUUGUGCUUCGUGUCGGGAAUAGCACUGCACAGUGCCAACGGUUCCACGUGGCGCGACACGGUGAAAGUGAAAGUACAAAAUUCGGGCUUUUUCCUCAUUGGCUGCACCGCCUUACAUAUGCAACGAAAUUGCAUUGCACUUUUAUUUCCCGGGGAAAGAAAAAAAGAAAAGAGAGUUCCUUCCGCCGUGUGCGUUCCUCCCUCCCUUCCUCCCCCGUCGUCGUUUAUCAUACGUUUACCGCGACCAUUUAUGACGCAGAGUUACACCGCGUAACUAAUGCAAUUCGAUGUUAAUUUGAUGUUAAUUAAAUUGGUCUACAUAAUUUGUACAUAAUUAAUUGAGAUAAGCGAGUUUCUAUUAUCAUUGUGCAUGCAUUAUUCACAAGAAGCAUCGAAUUUCAGGCGAUUCGUCUGCCACUGUAAACAAUGUGUAGGUAUAAAUAUGUAUUAUAUGUAUAUAUCUAUGGGCACGUGCUCUCGGCACACAUAGCUGAAAGUGUUUGCGCUGCGCUUGACCCCGUUGCACAAAAUUGCGGAAGGCAAAUAACCAGUUGCGAUCGGCUCUUGUCUCUCGAGGCGGAGUGCGUGUAACGAAAUCGAUGACCGGGCAGGUUUCGGACGAAAGUAACGAUCCAAUCCGUCAGUCCGCCUGCGAAGAUCUCGCCUGACAGAAAUACGAGGGUACCGUAAUUUUCUCGAGGCCGGGAACACGAAACACUUUUCGUGUUUGAAAGCACCGAGCGAUCGCGCCGGGCCACUCUCGGUUCUCGAUCUCGGCGCGACGCGAUACGAUUUCGAGCGCACACACGUACGUCCGCGAGGAGGAGGAUGGAUCGUGGAUUUUCCAGCUUCCACUCUGUCUGCGUAUCAUCCCCCACUAUGUAGCCGGGGCCUCAUCCGACUUACCUGGAAACCACGCCUCGAGUCCUGUGCCCACUUGGACUUGGAGGUGGUCGUGUUUUUGGGCAGCUCGGGCCGCGCGACGCGACGCGACGCACGCACAUUGUCACUCGCGCGAACGCACUCGAGUGGGUCCCGUCCGAUCGCGCGGAACACUGCCGCCGCCGUGUCUUUUCCUGGGCCCCGUACGGAACGUUCGCAUCGUCUCUCCCUCGCCGAUUUUUACCUGCCUGUACGGAUCCGAUCAGGCCGAGCACGUGCACUCGAGAGAAAAUGAUCACCAGGCAUCGGCGAAACAAUAUCCUGCUCGUAAUAUUAUACUUCUGCACCCAGGUGAGAUUACUCUUUUUAAGAGCAUAAUAACACGAGCGAAAUUAUGAUUAUUAACAGGACUAUUAACUCGCGCUCUCUCGAUCCGCACAUACGAUCGUAUAUUUAUAUUGAAUUUACGUUUUAAGGAAGUCUCCGCGAGACCUCGGCUUUUUUUGCCACUGGCAUCGAAAGUCCGACCGUGCCAACUCGUUUUUUUUUUUUUUUUUUUUUUUAUGCUCCUUAAGUGCGCCCAAUAGCCUCGGACAAUUCGCCAUUUCACAGCACUUUCCCGCAGACGCGCGCCCUUAAUACCUCACGCACGCGAGUAAAAGUUAACGAGGCCGUCCAUUUAAUGGCAUCGCAUGUGCGGCACGAUCGAAGAGAGGCGCGGACUAACAGCUUCAUUUUUUUUUUCUUUCUUUCUUUCUUUAACACGACAUAUUUUUGUUACCUCUCUCGCUCUCAAACCCUACCUACCUUUGUCGCGAACCUUUGAAAAGGUGCUCGACGUGAUCCACGGCCAUGGAAGAUUAAUGGAUCCGCCGUCCAGGAACGCGAUGUGGAGGUUCGGCUACCCAAAUCCCGUCAAUUAUAAUGACAACGAGCUCUUCUGCGGUGGAUACGCAGUGCAUUGGCAGCAGAAUAAAGGCAAGUGCGGCGUUUGCGGAGACGCGUAUCAUUUAAGUCAGCCGCGUCCGCACGAGGCCGGUGGCGAGUACGCGAACGGGAUCGUCGUUCGACACUACACCGUGGGGCAGGAAAUCGAGGUGGAGGUCGAGCUUACCGCCAAUCACGGAGGAAGAUUCGAGCUGUACGUCUGCCCUAACAACGAUCCGUCGAGCGCGGCGACUCAGGAGUGCUUCGAUUCCUAUCCACUGUACGUGUCCGGCACGCGGGACGUUCGUUUCGAGAUUCCGCGAGACACGGGAAAGAAGGGCAUCAUUAGGUACACGGUAACGUUACCACCGUUUUUAACGUGCUCGCAAUGCGUCGUCCAGUGGAACUAUUACACCGGUAACAUGUGGGGCACGUGUGAAAACGGUACGGAAGCGGUCGGAUGCGGCAGGCCGGAAACCUUCCGCAACUGCGCCGACGUGAGCAUUGUGACCAGCACCGGUGGGAUACCGCCGCGGUUUCUGUAUCAGAAUAUCAUUUACGAGUUGUACUCCGUAGCACCGAAAUACUCGACCGCGCCGCUUGCGCGACCACUGAGGGUUCAAGUGUGCGAGCCAACCGCGGCCUAUCGAUACAGGCAGAAUAUGACCAAUUGGUGUCAAGUGAAUUGCAUUCGCGUCCCGUCCAACUGUCCGCCUGGCGUCUGCCAUUGUCUGAACACCUGCGACGCCAUCGGGGAGAUCGCUGACAAACCUGGAGCGGACCAAUACUGCCUCCGAAGCUGCAUGCGUUAUCCGUCGAAUUGCCCGGCUGAUCGCUGCAACUGUUAUUGAAACUGUAAACUGUGACCGGUAUUUGACACUUGACGCGCAGCGUCAAAUGCGAAUAUGCAUAAUCAUCGUCGAAUUAAUAAAAGUCUGUACUACGUGACACACGUAGUAAUUUUCCAGCUUACGCGUGAUACUACGGAAAAGUUUCUCUAAUAGAGAAUAUUUUUCUUACCUUU